GAAAAUGAUUUCUUUAAUUGUAUACAGCUUUCUAUUUUUUACGGGCGCGGCGGAGAGUAAUGUAAAAGUAAUCAAGUACGGGAACUCGGUGGACACCAUAGUAAAAGACCUCAUCGACAACUGGCAGUCGCCACUGGUUUACCUGAAAAGUCGCGGCUACCUGCCAAAGGAUCUGCAAAUCGCACCCGAGCUGGAUUUUCAGCAGAUGCAGGGGAAUUUAUCCCCGGACUUGCCAUUACUUAACAAGGAUUCCAAAAGAGAGAUAGAAGAGGAAAAGAGUGUAAAGGCCCGUUCCCUUCAGGAUCCCAAGGAUCUCGACUUGAAACGGAUGUUCCAAACGCUCUUCUCCUCCAACGACAAGGGCGCCUCCGAGGAGAUUCAAUCCAAGCUGGGCGUUUCCUGGGACAUGAAUGCCCUGAAAUCCUCUGCCCGCUUGGGGGCCAAGAAAUAUCUCGAGAAGUUCAACAGCAAGCGGAAUCAGGGCAUUUCCGUGUCCCUUUGGCCAAAUGAAGCUCCAGAUGCCCCGCCUUCCAGUUUCUCCGCCCAAAUAAUACCCCAAAUCUCGGAGAAAAGCAACGAACCCGGCGGCUACAGUAAACCAAACUUCCUCAAUGGAGUGGCCAAGAUUCUGGGAAAUCCAGAGAUCAGGUACAAGGACUGGGACUCUAAGCCUGCUUCCCAGGAAGUGCUACCAAAAGCCACGGGCAAGGAGAAUUGA
Molecule: messenger RNA, 718 nt
Organism: Drosophila takahashii
Lineage: Eukaryota; Metazoa; Arthropoda; Insecta; Diptera; Drosophilidae
Source: RefSeq, a predicted model, not a curated record